Molecule: messenger RNA, 394 nt
Organism: Cyclopterus lumpus (lumpfish)
Lineage: Eukaryota; Metazoa; Chordata; Actinopteri; Perciformes; Cyclopteridae
Exons: 8
Coding region: 10-387 (125 amino acids)
Source: RefSeq, a predicted model, not a curated record
GGUUAAUAGAUGAACAGUGUCUCACCUGCACGUUUAUAUAUAUUUUUUAUUUGUACAGCCCUCGGCACAGGAGGCUACGCUGGACAAGGACAGGGAGCAUAUGGAGCACUUGGUGCAGGACUCGACAAUUAUGGAGGAGCUCAGGUUCCCUAUGGUAACGCUCCAGUGAUUGCUACUGGACUGGAGGGUGACGGUGGCUACCCGUAUCCUGCUCAGCAGCUCAACCUUGGUGCCAAAACCGCCAACAAAUAUGGAGCUGUAGCAGGAUAUAGAGCUCAGCAAACAGGUUACGGUGCACAGCUAGGAGCAACUCAUGAUGCCUUGGAAGAGCAAGCUGGCAAACAUGGCGACGUGAACGGUGCCCAUGGAAAUGGAUACAAAGGCUAAUUCAAAU